Messenger RNA from Pelobates cultripes (western spadefoot toad), 309 nucleotides. The record is from the annotation of a GenBank genome assembly. Lineage: Eukaryota; Metazoa; Chordata; Amphibia; Anura; Pelobatidae.
AUGCUAGACGAUGCCGUGUGGUGGGGUCUAUUCCAGGCGUCCCUCACAGAAUAUCAUGGAAGUGGAGGCGCAAGCAGACACAGCGGCCAGCGCAUCAUAUCCGAUGGUCAAGCUUUCAAGCCAGCUGCUACUUGCCCAGAUUGCGAGCCGCUCUGGCGUAUCUCCCAGGUGUGCUGUCCGCAGUCGGAGGGCUUCACCUAUGCAGCGCUGGACGCCGGAAAAGAGAGGAUCGCAAUAACAAGCACCCCAGCUGACAAGUACAGGCAGCUGCAGUCCUCAAGGGCUCACAGGUUCUCACAUCAUAACUGA